Messenger RNA from Moneuplotes crassus, 1686 nucleotides. Lineage: Eukaryota; Ciliophora; Spirotrichea; Euplotida; Euplotidae. The record is from the annotation of a GenBank genome assembly.
AUGGACUGGUCUGACUUCUCUGAAAUGAAACAGAAGAUCAAUGACUUCUGGGAAGUCCUCUUUAAGGAUUAUACAGAACCUUAUAUGUCUAAGUAUCAUAAGCAGAUUUUUAAGCAAAUAAUGAAGAAAGUAUUUGAAGAGAGAUCAGCACAGAUCAAGAAGGCGAAGUUGGAAUGCAACAAUUUUCAGCAUGAUUCUGACAACAACAAUAUGGUUUCCAGCCUUUAUCGAAUUUUGGACGCCUAUAAUUUAGAUAAUAAUGAUCUGGACUAUGUCGCUUAUAAGAAAUAUUUACUCAAAUUAGCAAACCUUGAACAGAAGGUCCGUGUUGAAGAUCUUCAAGAUAGGAAGAAAAUGAAGCGAACCCAUCUAAACAAAAGGUUAUCUAUGGUGUCUCCGAAAUGGUACCAAAGAUUGGCGAGUCCAGAUAAGAAGAAAGCUAAGACUAAAAAUAAGCUCAAAGGCCAAAAGAAGUACAAAAGAAGAAGUGCCUGAAAACAUAAGGGUGAAAAUAAGGUAAUCCAAGUAAGAAGAAAUUGUGAAGAGCUAGAAAAGGACUCUAUGCACGAAGAUAUUAAAGACAGCAGGAAAUGUUGCCUUCUAAACCUGAACCUUAGAGUUACACGGGACCAAUACUUUGACUAUCUCCUCGCAAAUGACCCUACAUUUUGAGGAUUCAAGAAGGUAGAGAAUAAGCUUGGCCAAGUUAUUGAUGAAACAGACAUUGAAGUGUCCCAACACUCUAGCCAGAGCACAUUUAAGAUGAAUGAUUAUAUAAUUCAAACCCAACGGACAGAGAAAGAGCCAGAACUUGGUGCUCCGUUUAUGAUUAACUACGGUAUCAAGGAAAAUAACCUAAGGUUCCAUGAAGAUGCAGAGGGUGGAAUUGAUAAGACUGAGUCUAAUUUUGUCGAAAUAGCCGAAGAAACCCCAAAGAUCUCCUUUGCUGCUGACAAUUCACAAAUCGAUACUGGAGAAAAUAAAGAUGAAAAUUCAUGUAAAGAAAAGGGGCUUAAUCAUCUGAAGAGAAAGUUUAAGAAGAGGAAUGUUAUUAGUGCCCUCACAAGGAAGACAAAUUCAUUUAGCAGGACUAGGCCGUCUACAGCCAGUGUGAAUGCUUCAAGAAGGGCCCAAGAAAUCCCUCCUAGAGGCAAUAAUUUGAGAUCUGUUAGUGUGAUUACAGAAAGAGUUAGGUUGAAAUCAGCCAAGAGGAGACCUAAGACAGGUAAGCAGAGAAGGAGCGUUCCAAUAUUACCAGCCUGGGCAGAUUCAGUAGCUCAAGCAAAGUUGGAUCCUAAUUACAAAGACUUUGAAAUAAUCAACAACUGCAUCAGGAAAUGAGAUCAGAGUCUCAGGGUGACCAGAGGACAAAAGAAGUUGGUCAAAAAGAUCCAUAAGAGACUGAAGUCAGAGCUUACAGAACAUAAGGAAUCAAUUGAGAAGACUAAGAAAGUCCUCACACUUGGCAAGAAAUAUGUAGACUCGUGAGUAAGACAGUUCAGAAGAGACAAAAAGGCCUUUAUUUAUGGAAAAGAUCCCUCAAAAGCACAUUACAUUCAGGAUAGAGGCAAAGGUGUAUUCACCACAAUGGAAAGGAUCUCAAAGCUUAAUCCUAAGUAUAUCGGAAUGAUGAAAGAUAUGAAGAAGAGGAUAGAUGAAAAAGAUCAUAACCUUCUAUUAUUUUAA